Messenger RNA from Hypanus sabinus (Atlantic stingray), 2066 nucleotides. RefSeq names its product schwannomin-interacting protein 1-like. The transcript is spliced from 8 exons. Gene Ontology annotation, cellular component: cell junction; plasma membrane. Gene Ontology annotation, biological process: positive regulation of hippo signaling. The coding region runs from base 183 to 1109 and encodes 308 amino acids. Lineage: Eukaryota; Metazoa; Chordata; Chondrichthyes; Myliobatiformes; Dasyatidae. The record is from RefSeq and is a predicted model, not a curated record.
GUCCAGACGUGGAGAUUUGGAGAGGAGAACAGGCAAAUCUGAUUUCCUCGAUUUCCAGAGGAAGGGCUCCCGACUGGAGUUUGGGGCGAGUUUGGCUGGGUGUGGCCGGUCUGUACUUAGAAUUGAACGGCCGCUGACAGACAGGCUGGGACCCUCAAAUGUCUGUGCUCUAGGAGGAUGGGAUGGAAGCAGGGGCUGCUCGCCUCGUGAAUCCCCCACCUCACCCCGAGACCAACCCAGAGGCCAGACACAGACUGGCACCCCUCAGCCCUGGGUGCAGACACCCCCUGAAUGGGCAGCAUCUCUCCGGCUGUGGAGCGACAACCGCCCCGGACCGGGAAGCGCCCAGUGGGAUUCCGGACGAACAGCCGGCACCGGACACCGAGAGCUCUGGCCAGGCAGCGGACGGGACCACAGCUCUGGGGCUGGAGGAGCCCGGUGGCCAGCUGCCCAUCAUGAACUGGGAAGCCCUGGAGAGCCACAUAGCGGGCCUGCAGCUGCAGGAAUCGGAGAGGAGAGCCCGCGAAGGACCCCGGCUCCAGCCGAUGGAGACACCACCCUCGCCCACGGGCCGGAGGCGGUCGGAUGGGACACAGCGGCUUGUCUCCUGGCACCGGGCAGACAGCACGGCCUGGAAGGCGUUGGGAGCCACCAUCGGCUGCGAAUCCAGGUUCCACAGUCGGAUGAACCUCCGGCUCUGUUUUACCAACGACAGCGACAGUGACAAUGAUACUGGGGAUGCCAGUGAACCGUCUCCUGAAGACCCCGCACCUGAGCUGGCGGCUGGAGAAACCUCGGAGGCUGAGAGAGCUCUGCUCGCCCACAAGAGGGAGCUGGAACGGGAGGCCAAGCGGAGCCUUGCCCUGGUCAAGAGGCAGCUCGACCUGGAGAGGCAGCGGCAACAAGAGCACGCGUCCCUGGGGAGAGGGCCCCUGACUCCCAGCGACCUGUGGGAGAUGUCUCUGCUCCAGCUUCAGGAUCUACGGGCCAGUGUCUUCACUAAGAUUCACUGCCUGAACACCCAGCUGAUGGAACUAUUGGAGGUGCGUGAUGACCUGAAGACAGAGCAGGAUGCCAUGCUGGUGGAAAUUGGGGACUUAACGCAUUGAGUUCAACUCUGGGUUCUUUGUAAGAGCACCGAGGGAAUUUGUCGGGUUUAUGAGGGGGGCCGUUAACUGUGGCAAAUUUGCUGCCAGACUGGGAACCGGAUCAGAUUCCUGACAGCGGAUGAGACGGUGCUAGUUCCAGGACAUGCGUCGUAGGUUUCCCGGAAUAUGCACCUUCAGAGCUGCACGGUUGGAUCUCUGCCCCCACUCCAAAGUUCGGAGCCUGCAUACAGACCAAAGUCGGCCACUUGGCCCCUUGACUUUGCACUGCCCAUCUCCCUGCUGGUUACAAACUUCAGACUCACCCAACUUCCUUCUCACCUUCUUGCCUUCCCUAAUGGUGAUCUGGGAACGUGCCGAGUUUGGGGCCUGUCCAGUGAAGUGGGAACUGGAGCCAAACAAUGAUGUUCUGUGGGUCAGCCCAGACAGAGGGUAUCAGCCGGAAAACUCAACUGUCUAUUUCCCUCCUUAGAGCUUCCAACCCACUGACUUCCCCCCUCCCCUAUCCUCCUCUACCCCUAGCCCCUCUACCCCUACCCCUCCCUUUCCCCUUUCUCUCCCACCCUCACCCCCCUCUUCACCUCCUACCCCCCUUCCAAUCUUGGCCCCUCUACCUCUGAUAUGAAGCCUGAGUAUUGUCCCGGAAAUGGAGGAUUUACUCCAGAAAGCUAUUGUGGACUAGAAAACCCGGGAGGAUGUAUUCCACGGAUAUGGGAAGCUGGGGCUGGAUCGGAGGGAAGGAACAGAAUUUGCCAGAAUCCCAAGCGACGCCAACUCCCUACAGCCCUCUCAAACAUCCCAGGGGAUCCCAGAUCGGGAAAACCAAGUGGACAAAGGGAUGGGAGCAUGUGUUCCAUGCUGUUUGUCUGUGAUUUCUUUCUUAAAAUGUGUAUUUUUUUUAAGUUACUGGUUCCUUCAUGUUAACCCAGCUGGGCAUGAAAGGCAGAAAUAAACUGUUUA